Molecule: messenger RNA, 522 nt
Organism: Naumovozyma dairenensis CBS 421
Lineage: Eukaryota; Fungi; Ascomycota; Saccharomycetes; Saccharomycetales; Saccharomycetaceae
Gene: SPC2
Product: signal peptidase complex subunit SPC2
Exons: 1
Coding region: 1-522 (173 amino acids)
Biological process (GO): protein targeting to ER
Cellular component (GO): signal peptidase complex; membrane
Source: RefSeq, a predicted model, not a curated record
AUGAGUAAGCCAGUGAAUGUAUAUUCUACACCAGAAGUAGCCAAAGUACUAGAUGAAGCGCUUCCAUCCGUUUUAGAAACUUUAAAUUAUAAAGAAUCAUUCAAACUGAUCGAUAUCAAGUUAAUUAUAGGUUAUUCAAUUGCUGCGGUUGCUGGAACAAGUUUCCUAUUGGAUAAGAAGUUGGGUCACAAGAAUGUUAUCGCAUAUCAAGAGAUAUUGGUAGCCUGUUAUUUCUUCUUAUCAGCUUUAUUAUGGUAUUUUAAAAAGUAUAUAGAGAAGUCAGUUACUUAUACUGGACAGCAUUCUCAAAAUGGUUCUAAAAUUGCCAUUAGUACAAGCUAUGAAGAAGCUGAACCUAAAUACUAUGUUACCUUUGUGAAAAAUGAUACAAAGGAUGAAGAGUUUAAGAGAGUUCUUGAAACAACAAAAGUGUUCAAUGAAGCCGGAUAUUUACAAACAAAACUGCUCCAUGACUGGUUCCAAGAACAAUUGGAUACUAUAGAAAUAAAGAAAGAUAAUUAA